CAAUGGCUUUGUUCCUCGUCUUCUUCACCACUCAAAGACACAAUCUUUUGAAUUUUCCACUUCCCUUUGUUUCAUCAUCAUCUCUCUCUCUCCCUCCUCCACCCUUCUCAUCCCAUGGCUUACAAUAUCACCCGCCACGAUGCUCAGUCCGCCGCCGAGAAAGCCGUAUCAGUGAUCGGAUUAGGCUAUGAUCUCUGCUCCGAUGUUCGUCUCUCUUAUUGUAAAGCUACACCAGACGGGUCUAGGCUAGUCGAGAUUGACCCGACCCGGAACCGUGACUUGUAUUUCCCUGGUGGGAUCGUUGUUAAUAACGUCUCCAGCUCGAUUAAGUGCGAUAAAGGCGAACGUACUCGGUUACGCUCCGAUAUACUCUCUUUUAAUCAGAUGUCGGAGAAGUUUAAUCAAGAUAUGUCUCUGUCUGGGAAGAUACCGUCGGGGAUGUUCAAUACUAUGUUUGAUUUUAAUAGAUGUUGGCAGAAAGAUGCGAGCUCUGUCAAGACUUUAGCUUAUGAUGGAUGGUUCAUUAGUUUGUACAGUGUAGAGCUCGUUAGGUCGCAAGUUACUCUACGUGAUGAAGUGAAACGUGAGGUUCCUUCUUCUUGGGACGCUGCUGCACUUGCUGGGUUUAUCGAUAAAUAUGGUACUCAUAUAAUUGUUGGAGUGACAAUGGGAGGCAAAGAGGUUAUUCACAUGAAGCAGCUGCGUAAUUCGAAUCAUGAGCCUGAUGAAGUCCAGAAACUGUUGAAGCAAUUGGGUGACAAAAGAUUUUCUGCUGAUCCAGUUGAAAGUAUCUCUCCUGCUGCUGUUUAUUCCGGAAAGCCAAAUGAGGGGAGCCCUCUCCAGUGGGGAUUUCAACCAUUGAAUGCCUCGGUUAGUCGCCCAGUUAUCUUGCGCUCCAAGAACGAGGAGAUGGUGAGCAUUUGUGUCAGAAGAGGAGGUGUUGAUGUGGGACAAAGUCAUGAUCGAUGGCUCUCAACAAUUUCACAAUCACCUAACGCCAUAUCGAUGUGUUUUGUUCCUAUAACUUCACUCUUGAGUGGUCUCCCAGGAACAGGAUUUCUAAGUCAUGCGGUGAACUUAUACCUUCGAUAUAAGCCACCAAUAGAAGAGUUGCAUCAGUUUCUUGAGUUUCAACUUCCACGCCAAUGGGCUCCUGUUUAUGGGGAUCUCCCUCUCGGAUUACGCCGGAGAAAACAGAGUUCUCCGUCCCUUCAGUUCUCUUUGUUGGGUCCAAAAUUAUAUGUCAACACGUCAAAGGUUGAUUCAUGCGAGCGGCCAGUAACUGGACUACGCUUCUUCCUGGAGGGGAAGAAGGGAGAUCAUCUGGCAAUCCAUUUACAGCACCUCUCUACAUGUCCACCAAGUCUCCAUCUCUCACACGAUGACACCUAUGAACCUGUCGAUGAACCAGAUGAAAAAGGGUAUUAUGAACCCGUGAAAUGGGGAAUAUUCUCACACGUUUGCACCUUCCCAGUUCAGUACAGCGGAGCACGGGCUGAUGACACCGCCUCUAUUGUAACCAAAGCCUGGUUAGAAGUUAAAGGAAUGGGGAUGAGGAAAGUUCUGUUCUUGAGGCUCGGUUUCUCACUCGAUGCUUCAGCUGUUAUACGUAAAUCAUGCUGGGAUAAUCUCUCAUCAAACUCUCGCAAAUCAGGUGUUUUCUCGAUGAUUAGUACAAGACUAAGCGCGGGUUUAAGUCCAAACCCGGCAACAACAAAGCCACAGUCUAAGAUUGAUCUAAACUCUGCAGUGUAUCCUAGGGGGCCAUCUCCGCCUGCGAAACCAAAGCUGCUGAAUCUUGUGGACAUGAAAGAGGUAGUGAGAGGUCCAGAGGAACCACCUGGAUAUUGGGUAGUGACUGGGGCAAAGCUUUGUGUUGAAGCAGGCAAGAUCUCAAUCAAAGCCAAAUACUCUCUGCUUACUGUUAUGUCUGAAGAUUCGCUUGUCUGAGAGAUCCAUGCACUCUGGAAAGGACAUGGAGGGGUGUCUAAGUGGGAACACAAGUUAAAGUGUGUCUGUUGUAUUUUUGCAGGUUUCAGAUUGUGAUUAGCGUUUGUCUGAUCAGGUGUUUUGGGUUGUGAAAAUUUUAUUUAUCUGUUGAUGUAAAUGUUUUCGUUGUAUAUUGAUAUUGUUGAAUUUACAACUAGUAUAUGUACACUCCUGUAGAACAACAUAUUUGGAUGAAACUGAAACGGUUUUUAUCUCUA
Messenger RNA from Capsella rubella, 2207 nucleotides. Its product is annotated as MACPF domain-containing protein NSL1. The record is from RefSeq and is a predicted model, not a curated record. NCBI's taxonomy places the organism in Eukaryota, Viridiplantae, Streptophyta, Magnoliopsida, Brassicales, Brassicaceae. The coding region runs from base 115 to 1950 and encodes 611 amino acids. Gene Ontology annotation, cellular component: plasma membrane. Gene Ontology annotation, biological process: plant-type hypersensitive response; regulation of salicylic acid mediated signaling pathway. The transcript has 7 exons.